GUUACUUUUUCCACUGGUUUUGUUAGAGUACUGACGGUGAAGAAUCAUACAUCUGAACUUAUAUACUUAUAUCUGUUAUAUACAGUUUUAAAGUGACACUGAACUGUGAUGUACAAGUUCAAAGAUGCUUCAAAGAUUUCAAAAUCUUUUAAAGAAGUCGUAUAACAGUAAUGCAGGCAAGGUGUGAAGUCCAGGGUGCAGACCUGAAGACAAAUCUUCGCUCCAUGGUGUUGGUCUAUUAUUUGAACCAUGGCUUACCUGGCCCAUUCAGCCCACUUCCAAUUCGUGGGUCUGGUGCUUGGCUUUGUAGGAUGGAUAAUCACAGCGUGCAUUUCAGGAGUGAAUGACUGGAGAAUAUGGUACGUGGAUGAUAAGUCUACCAUCACUGGAGGAUUGGCCUGGGUUGGUGUGUGGAGAGCCUGUUUCAACAGCCAUGUUUUGGGCUCCUCUGAAUUCUGCAAAAGUAUCAGCCUUACAGACUCCUUUACUCCUCCAGAGAUAGCAGCUGCCCAGAUACUCUGCAUGACUGCUAUUGGCGUGGGUGUGGUCGCAAACCUGCUGGCUGGAUAUGCGGUGAGAAACGCAUACUUUGGGUUUGACGAUGGACACGUGAGACUGGCCUUUGUGGUGGCGGGUUCCUUGUACUGGCUUACUGCAGCAUGUUCAUUGGUUCCUGUCCUCUGGAAUAUGAGUUCUGUGCUGGCUAAUCUUACUAUAGACUUCCCAUCAGACUUCUACCUGCCUCCCGCUCCAUUAAAACAGGAAGUUGGUCCAGGGAUUGGCUUUGGGAUUGGAUCAUCAGUCAUGCUUAUUAUAAGUGGCCUACUCUUAUUGUGCUUCAAGCAUCCAGGCAAAACCAAAAGGCAUAAGAGUGGAACAACUGAACAUUUUAAUAACACAAACAUCAGGGCUGAAUGCUCUUUGAGUACAAUUAAAGAGUUUAAAGAUGAGGGUAGGAUCAACCCAGCCUUUGAAGGAGAGUAAAAUAUUUAGCAACAUCACUUUACUGGAAUGACUCUAAAGGUGUAAAACGCAAAUCCUAAGGAACUUUGUUGAACUCUUGCACAGUAUUGACCUUUAAAGUCCCUGUGAACAUGAAGUCGCAAUCGACUUUACUUCCAUAUUGUGACAUAUUUCCGAGUGAAAUGGAAAAUAGUGGGCAGGUUUGUGUAUUCCACUGUGAAUUGAUUGGACAUAACCUAGUAAAGAAAGCAUUUCAUUCAGAAAUGGAACUUGCAGCAGACUAAAAGUUGGAGGGGCGGGGUUACCAGAUGCUCCACCUAAGCCGUCUAGCUGACAUCGUCAGGGAAGGAUCGCCAUAAGAAAGCGGAAGUACAUUUUCAGAUUUUGAGGGCACAUGAACUGAUAAAUUGUUUAUAAUGAACACCGAAUAUUCCAUUAAAAAUAAUAAUUGUCAGUUUUGAUUUCAUGGGGACUUUAAAGCUGAAUAUCUGAAACGCAAUUUAAAUGCUUAAAUUAUUUAAAUGCUUAAAUUAUUUAAAGUACUGACUGAGUUAUAAUAAAGGUCACAGUGUACAUUUUAAACAAAUGUUUAUUUGUGUGAAAAUGAUGCCUAAUACAACAGUACCCUUUUAAGUCUGUGUA
Molecule: messenger RNA, 1605 nt
Organism: Paramisgurnus dabryanus
Lineage: Eukaryota; Metazoa; Chordata; Actinopteri; Cypriniformes; Cobitidae
Gene: cldn34a
Product: claudin 34a
Cellular component (GO): membrane; bicellular tight junction
Molecular function (GO): structural molecule activity
Source: RefSeq, a predicted model, not a curated record